AUGGGUUAUGCGGACUUGUGCACUGGGGCAUUCGCCUUGACUCAUCGCAGGCAAGCAAUGACCUAUGUCAUCGAGUUGUACACCGCUCCACUCUUCAUGGUAUCCAAAAGCAAGUGUGAUUUCUUUGCGUCAGAUUCAGGAAAGAAGUACUGGGGGUGGUGGAUCUCUAUCUUCAGUCCUGAAGCUUGGGGUUUCUUCGUGGGAGUGGUAUUCUUCUUCAUUGUCGCCAUGAAAGGACUUGACCAUUGGCUUGACUGGCUUGACACACCAUCCAGACCAGCACGUGCAGGGGCAGCUGCUCCUGCUUCGGUAGCAGCCGCAGCGGAGGCAGGAGCAGCGCAUGCUAGUGCAGGUCAUCCGGAAGGAUGCCUUGACAAACUACCCGGGCCACCUCCAAAGAAAGAUGAGGAAGCGCGAUGCAUGCAGAAGUUCCGCGAGUGCUUUUGCUGUUUCACACACGGACUUGGUGAUGCCCUUCUUGGUGUGUGUGAGGCCUUUGUCAACAAGUCGAAAACCAGCCACAGGAGGGACUCGAACAAACCAAGCCGCGCUCGUCCAUCCCACAUGCUACGUUUGGGCCUGGGCUUCUUCAUUUUGCUGAGCACGGCAGUGUAUGGUGGCGGCGUCACUGCUGAGAUGGUCUCAGCAAAAGAGAUAAAAGGAGAGGUUCCAAGCCUGGAAGAGGCAUCACAACGGAAAAUUCCUCUAUGCACCCACGUAGUUUAUGAAGAACCUCUGCGGCCCUUCCAAGUUGCCAACUUGACAACAUUCUCAAAAAGGUGGGAAGAUGUUUUGAAGAACUUGAAUGGUAAAAAAUGUUCUGCUGCACUUUUGGAUGAUGAGGCUUGGAACACAUUUCGAAGCCGCAAACAGCUUUGUGGCUAUCACAAAGAACCAACAGCAGAGCUUUAUGUGCCUACAGGAGCCGUCGUAUCCAAGCGAGCUUAUCGGACUCUCGAAACCUUCCGAUUUGCUGCCUCUAAAACUGCAUUCUUCUUUGACAAGUCACCGGUGCUCCCAAAUGCUUGCCCUUCAAACUCACCAGAUACUGUUUGCGCCAAAAUCAAGGACGAGGGCGUGCCAUGGUAUACGCUUUUCAGCCUUUUCGUGGUGGCAGCCGGAUGCGGGGUGUGUAGCUUGAUUGGCGUUGCUCACCAUCACUUUGUAAGGCAAGAUGAGGAGAACAAGCAGACUGAAGAGGAGAAGGAGAAGAAGACGAAGGAUGAGGAAAUGAACAAGGCAAACAUGACAAAGAUUCAGAGUCUUUUAGACGGAUUCGGCAAAAUGUCCAAAGUCCUUGAAGAGGAUAGGAAGAAGAACAUGAAGGAUGAGGAAAUGAACAAGGCAAACAUGGCCAAGAUUGAGAGCCUUUUAGUAGACCUUGAAUUCGGCCAAUCUUCCCAAGUCCUCAAGCAAUCCAACCUUCGACCCCAAUCAGAUGCAGCAGGCUCCAAUGCUGUACAAGAUGACGUGGAAUCAUCUGCGAGGUCGACCGGCAGUGGAAGCUCCAGCACCACACCUCCCAACAAACCCACGAACAUUUGCCCGGAGGCAUCGAUGCCCACCAAACAACCGAUUCCAAGGAAGUUCAUGUUCUUGAGCAUUCACAGGGCUCAGCUGACUCCACGCUUUUCAAAUUUGUGA
Messenger RNA from Cladocopium goreaui, 1644 nucleotides. The record is from the annotation of a GenBank genome assembly. NCBI's taxonomy places the organism in Eukaryota, Dinophyceae, Suessiales, Symbiodiniaceae.